AUGGUCGUCGUCGAGAUCAAGUCGCUCGAGGAGUUUGAGCAGGUGCUCAAGGAGAACCCCAAGGUGGUGGUCGACUUCACCGCCAGCUGGUGCCCGCCGUGCAAGAUGAUCAAGCCGAUAUUCGCCAAGCUGUCGGAGGAGCAGGGCGAGGUCAAGUUCGUGUCGGUCGACGUGGACGAGGUGGCGCCCGUCGCGGAAAAGUACGGCAUCCGCGCCAUGCCGACGUUCCUCUUCUUCAAGGACGGCGAGAAGGUGGACGACCUCCAGGGCGCCAUCCCGCCCCAGCUCACGAGCAAGGUCACGGCGCUCGCUGCUUGA
Purpureocillium lilacinum is the source of this 318-nucleotide messenger RNA. RefSeq lists its product as uncharacterized. Gene Ontology annotation, molecular function: protein-disulfide reductase activity. Lineage: Eukaryota; Fungi; Ascomycota; Sordariomycetes; Hypocreales; Ophiocordycipitaceae. Gene Ontology annotation, cellular component: cytosol. The record is from RefSeq and is a predicted model, not a curated record.